UAAACAGGAAGUGAAGCGCUGCUCUCUCUUUCGGUGGUUUUGUGUACUUUUCUUUCAUACUAAGGACACGAAAACAGACCAGGAACUUGAGAGGAGUUUAUUUAACGAUAUUCUUCAUUUAAAGAAGAGAAGAUGGCGUUGCUUGAACCAAGGCCAGUAUGGAGAUAAGGAGCGCUUUCUCACGCCUGUUAUGAAUCCCAGCUCCUCGUCGGGAGGCUCUGAGGGCCAGUCCCCUGAAGAUGAGCUGACGGAUGAUUGGCUCUUCCUCCCCGCUGAGUUGAAUGGGGAUCAGCACCUGGAGGAGAGCCGGGUGGACGAGGAGGCCGAGGACAGAGGCAAACUCAAGUCUAAGCUGGUGUCAGCGUGGAACAGUGUCAAAUAUGCUGCAGGCUGGUCCUUGAAACAGAAAUCCAAAUUCAGCAAAAGCUCUCCUGUGAUCAUGCUGGGGAAGUCCUACGACCUCAAGGAUCAAGGUGAGCGAGAGCGCUUCCGCCGCUGCUUCACGUCUCUCCUGUGGCUGACGUACAGACGGGGGUUCCCUCCUCUAUCAGGGGUCUCUCUGACCACCGACAGCGGCUGGGGGUGUGUCCUGAGGACGGGGCAGAUGCUGCUGGCUCAGGGUCUGCUGCUGCACAUGAUGCCACCAGGUUGGACUUGGUCUGCAAGCAAACCCGCCGUCAAAGAUGAUAUGGACCUGCUGAACAGCACAGAACGAGCACUGUAUUCACAGGAAGAAAUGGAAAAGAAGACCCGGAGACACAGCUUGGACUCGUACCUGGACAGACUGAUGGAGGCGACACACAGACGGGUGGUUAAGUGGUUUACGGACCAACCUACUGCCCCCUUUGGGAUUCACAAGCUGGUGGAGUUGGGGAAAAGUUCAGGGAAGAAGGCUGGGGACUGGUACGGACCAUCCAUCGCUGCUCACAUCCUCCGGAAAGCUGUGGCUGCGUCUGCAGAUGUUCCUAAUCUGGUGGUGUAUGUUGCACAAGAUUGCACCAUCUAUUUAGAGGAUGUGAAGCGUCUGUGCGAGCGACCUCCUCCUCAGUCCUGGACGUCCAUCAUCAUUCUGGUUCCUGUGCGACUCGGAGGACAGGAUCUCAACCCCGCCUACAUCACAUGUGUCAAAAAACUUUUGACGUUACAAAGCUGCAUCGGAAUCAUCGGAGGAAAACCAAAGCACUCGCUGUUCUUCGUCGGCUUCCAGGACGAUCAUCUGCUGUACUUGGAUCCUCACUACUGUCGGCCCACAGUCGAUACGACACAACAAAACUUUCCCCUGGAGUCGUUUCACUGUAAGCAUCCCAGAAAGAUGUCUUUCUCCCGCAUGGAUCCCAGCUGUACUAUCGGAUUCUAUGCAAAAGGACAAAAGGACUUCGAAUCAAUGUGCUCGGCUGUGAAUGAGGCUCUCUCCACAUCUGCAGAGACGUACCCCAUGUUUAUUUUUGUGGAGGGAAGGAGUCAGGAGGAAGAGGACGCUCGCAGAAUGUCCAUGAACAACAUCACGUACAUCCAGAGGAAGAGUGAGCAUAAGAAAGUCGUCCCGAGCAACAGUAUGGACGAGUUUGUUCUGUUAUGACUAAAAAGAGAUCAGUGCUGCUCUAAGAAAAGAAGUAAAGUCAACAAUCAGUGAAACUAAGAGAAUUUGCAGAUAGAAAUCCUUCUUAUCAUCCAAACUCAGGAACCUCUCCUAUGCAGAAGUCGUCAGAAAACAUGAAUGAAACUUUAUUUUUAUUGCUUCUAUGUAUUUUUAUUUAUUGUUUUAAGAACAGGAAAUAUAAUUGCAUCUGCCAGCCUGCACUUAGUCUUUGUAAAGUAAGAUAAAAUAUAUUCUCCAGGGACCAACAUGGGCAUAAGGAGUCUCUUUUUAAAGUCAGGAUUUGCUUCUGUUAAAUUAGAUCUCUGUAAAUAUGAGACUCACACAAGAAGCUCAGAACAAACUUAACUAGAGAACAAAUUAGAUUUACUUAAUAGAUUCUUGCUGGGAAUUGAUUUAUAUGAGCUGGGAUAUUUUUGUUGUCUUCUCUACAAAUAAACAGUUUUUAA
Messenger RNA from Cheilinus undulatus (humphead wrasse), 2046 nucleotides. Its product is annotated as cysteine protease ATG4D-like. The coding region runs from base 191 to 1579 and encodes 462 amino acids. The transcript has 11 exons. Gene Ontology annotation, molecular function: protein-phosphatidylethanolamide deconjugating activity. NCBI's taxonomy places the organism in Eukaryota, Metazoa, Chordata, Actinopteri, Labriformes, Labridae. The record is from RefSeq and is a predicted model, not a curated record.